Messenger RNA from Corythoichthys intestinalis (scribbled pipefish), 1954 nucleotides. RefSeq names its product COMM domain containing 10 (gene commd10). Bases 140 to 667 code for a protein of 175 amino acids. The transcript is spliced from 6 exons. The record is from RefSeq and is a predicted model, not a curated record. Lineage: Eukaryota; Metazoa; Chordata; Actinopteri; Syngnathiformes; Syngnathidae.
UGCCUACACUUCCGGAUCCUGAAUGUUCCUCGCGCAGCUUUGACUGUCACGCGAGGCAUCCUUUGACAACAAGAAAAGAGAAGUGAGGAUGCAUUUGCGGCGGAUUUGAUGCUUAUUUUUUUCUGCAUUUAUUGGAGAUAUGUCUUCCUUUAUUAAAGAGACGCAGAGCAUCAAGGAAGCGGUGACUCUUAUCAAUGCCAUUGACUUGAACAAAUUCUCCAGGUUGAUAUCCCGGAUAAUCCAAAAGCUUCAUCUGAAGGGAGAACGGACAUUCAGCGAAGAGGAGGAGGAAAAACUUCAAACGGCACUAUCCCUGGACAAACAGGCUCUGGAUUUAGUCCUGGAAACAUCUGCUUUCAUUCUUGAGCAAGCCGUGUACCAUAAUGUGAAGCCAGCAUCUCUACAGCAACAGCUUCAGGGAAUCAGUGUGAGCCCUGACAAGGCCGAAGUGUUUUCUCAAACGUGGUCCAUCUCUGGCCCUGAGCUAGUGAAUCGACUGAAGCACAAUAUAUUUGCCCCUAAAAAGCUGGAUUUUGUCAGCUGGCAGUUGAACCUGCAAAUGGCCCAGUCCAGCCAGGCCCGACUUAAGUCCCCCAGUGCUGUGCUCCAACUGGGCCUCAACAAUGAAGACUCUCAGACCCCUCGUAUUGGUCAGCUUUGUUCCUGAAAGAAAGAAGAAAAAAGUCCUGUGCUAAAGAGAAAAGCAAUCCCAAUGACAAAGAUUUUAACAUGUAUUUUACAAAUAAAAUGCCUCAAUGAAUCAUUUUUUUUUCUUAUGAACGGUUUUCAAAAGCUUUAUUGGUGGAUUUUCUCAAGUUAAAGCGCCAAACAGGAAUUAAUAAAUUUAUUUGUGUAAGCAGGAUAUGUGUAUUAUUACAGGUGUUUUAGCUUAUUUCAAUUUAUUUUAUUUAAAUGGGCUAUUAUUUAUUCUAUUAUGUGUUUAUAUUUUACAAAUGUUAUGUAGUAUUCAUUUAUAUUGUAUAUUUUAUGUUGUAUAACUUUAGUUCCUAUGUGAAUAUUAGUUCCUACUUGUUUUGUUGUGGUAGGAGGGUUUUGUAUUGAACACGGGGCCGUGUUGGUUAUUAUAAUUGCAGAGAAGACAGCAGUAACUCAACAAAGACAAGUCAACUGUGCCGAUCUACCACUCAAGAGAUCUGAUGGACUCAAAAAGUGGGUUAUGAUUGCAUAUUAGUUUGAAAAUCGACGGGAUCCAUCUUAUUUUUACACAAGUGACUUCCGGUCUGCCCGAUCCUAGCUAGAAGUAUUGACGCAGGAGGGCCGCGUCUCGCGUCAAAUAAUAAACUCUGCCGUUCCUUUCUCGUGUGUCGCGUUGAGCCGCUUCUGGGACUCAUCUAACACGUGUUGUUAAAGUUUAAAGUUAUUUAGCCUCCUUACUUAGUUGUCAGACUCAUGUUGGAAAGAGUUUUAGUAAUCUUGAUAACAACUAGCCAGCUGAAUUAGGUGAGUUUGAAUAACACACAACAGUUGGUAACAAGAAACUGACCUGUGUAUUCAGUGACAAACACAAAACAUUAUAAAUAACAAACAGAAAUGGCAUAGUCAGUCAGUAAAACGUGCAAAUAAUAUUGUAAACUGUCUUAAAAAAGCAAAACACACAAACAACCUCAGUGGAAAAUCCCACAAACCCCCCCAAGCUAUUAGAUGCUUUUAAUGUUUCGUACAUUAGUUACAAUAAUUGUAUAAAAAGCCUCUCAGGUUUAAAUAAACGACUAUUUCAGUAUCAAGUUAACAUUUUAAAACAGUAAAUAAAAUACUCAAGUCCCCAUUCUGUAUCAGCAGCUUUAAACUACAUUCAAUUCAUUUAAUUUUGCGAAUCAACUGUUAAAGUUGUUAAAAUUGCUCCCGUUAUUCCAUAAUUUCCCUUCUGUCUACUUUCGACAUGUGAAAGUUUUAAAACUGUUUUGAAGAUAGAUUCAAAUCAAGAUUUUGCCGA